This is a messenger RNA of Topomyia yanbarensis, 3271 nucleotides long. RefSeq names its product acidic leucine-rich nuclear phosphoprotein 32 family member A (gene Mapmodulin). The coding region runs from base 913 to 2094 and encodes 393 amino acids. Gene Ontology annotation, molecular function: histone binding. NCBI's taxonomy places the organism in Eukaryota, Metazoa, Arthropoda, Insecta, Diptera, Culicidae. Gene Ontology annotation, cellular component: nucleus. The record is from RefSeq and is a predicted model, not a curated record. The transcript is spliced from 8 exons.
AGAGCAUGUUUUUUGUCGCCCAAUAUGUUUUGGCGUAUUUGUUUUCUUUUUGAGCUCCGAUGCAAAAGAGAGUCUUUUUCAUCGACCAUUAUACAUGUUCAUUAACACGUCGUCAUUCGUAGUCGCCGAGUUUCGCCUAUGUUUGGACAUCUAUGUGGAGCUUCAUCUAUAUUGUUGCGAUUUUUCGGUUAAUUUUCGCCCUAAAAUUUGGGAACCAUUAAAUAAAUAUAAGUAAGACAAAACAAAUCAAGUUUAGAGCUUUACCCCUCCUCGCCAGUGCCCGCUUCGAGUUGCAUUUUAUUAUUAUUAUUUUAUCGUGUAUGGACAGCAUAGUUUGUGUACGCAGUGGACAACUCAUCUGAAAUCGGCGAGAAAAGUGGUGUGCAGCUCGUUUAAAUAAGACCGUAUUACUUCUUUUUAACGAACAAUUGUUCAUGAAUUGUAAAUAGAAGCUUUUUUGUUCUGCUAAAAAGCAUCGCAGAAGACACACACACAUCGACCGGCGGGCUGAAAGUGAGAGCCGAACGAACGUAUACGGAAAAGUCGAUCAAAAGUGUUGAUCGAAAAAAUUAAUCAAACGUUUGCUUGCUUUGGUUGUACUGUGCGGUCAUCCAACAUCCAACACACAACGCGAAAAGUAGUGAAAAAGAGUGCUCAUCGUGUGAUACGAAGUUUGCAAGCCACUGCGAAAAAGUGAGCCAAUAUAGUGCUAGGCGGUCAUUAACUGAGCAGGCGAAGUGCCCCGAAACAGGACAGAAGGAUAGCAUCGAUAUUCCUGUGGUUCCGCCCGGAAGAAGCCCAGUGUACGCCUGUUGAUUUUUUUUUCCACCCCUCCAUUCCGGAACAGAGUGCAAUUCGGUCGUCUGCUCGUUGGUCGGGAAAAAAUCGAAAAGGAAACCACUACACAAAACAAUGGAGAAAAGAAUAGCUUUGGAAAAACGCGGACGUCCCGAUGAACAGAUCACCGAACUCAUCCUGGACAAUUGCCGCAGUACCAAUAUCGAAGGCCUUACUGACAGCUUCAAAGCGCUAGAAGUGCUCAGCCUGAUCAAUGUUGGCUUGGUUUCGUUGAAAAGUUUCCCCAAGUUGCCGAACCUGCGCAAGCUAGAACUGUCCGACAAUAGGAUUUCGAACGGAGUGAGCCACCUGACCGGCAGUCCCAAGUUGACACAUCUUAAUCUGUCCGGCAACCGGAUCAAGGAUUUUGAGGAGCUGAAGCCACUGAAGGAACUCGAAAAUUUGGAGGUUUUGGACCUAUUCAAUAAUGAAGUGACCACAACCGAAGACUACCGGGAUAAGAUUUUCGAGCUGAUUCCGUCGCUGAAGUACUUGGAUGGCUUUGACAAAGAAGAUACGGAAGCACCUUCAGAUGAAGAAGACGAAGUCAACGGUGGCGGAGAAGAGGAGGAGGACGAAGAAGACAACGCAUGUUUUUCGAUCAACGGGAUUGAAUUCGACCUGGACGAACUGGAACAGUUCGAAACUCGGCUCAAACAGAAAAGAUCUGGCUCUACCACCACGAAUAAGCAGUCCAUUAACGAGCUCCAAGGCCAGUUUAAUGGAAUGGACCUAAAACAAGAUGCUCCCGAAAAGGUUGCUGCUACUCCUGAGCCAGAAGUCAAAGAUGACAUCGAUCUUUUGUACGAGGAAAUUCAAAAAAAGAACGAACAGCAGCAUGAUGUACAGCAACUCUCGGCCAUCGGUGACAGACCAUCACUGGGGUCACUUCUGCUGGCCUUUCUUUCACUGUUAGCCUUUAUAAAUCAAAUAUGCUAUGCUUUGCGAAGUCAGCAGUUGAUCGAGAUUGAACUGGAUUCUUCCGAUUACGAUGAGGACGAGGAAAAUGAUAUUUCGCUAGCCGAUGUGUACAAUGACAACCUCGAGGAGGACGGCUCCGAUUGGAACGAGGAGGACGGUGAGGUAGACGAUGACAUCGACGAACCCACCGAUGAGGACGAAGAUGACGGUGAGGGAGACAUUGAAGGCGAGACCGAAGGUGGCGCUGCUGGUGCGAAGGUCGUUUCCGAUGGCGAAGCUGAAGACUCAGCCGAAGCAAGGGGCAAGAAACGAAAACACGACGGCAAUGACGGUUAGGUGCGCUCUUCUUUUCAACGCCCACUUUACUUUAAUUACUGAUAAACUGUAUUGAUAAGUUUUGAUUGUAAGAAUACAAAAUAACAAAAAAUUGAAAAAGAUGAAGCAAAACCCAGAUAAAUCGUAUAAACAAAAACCAAUACAAAUUUACAAUAAACCAAUCGUAGAGUACAUCCGACACAGACAGGAAAACAAAAACAUAGUUGAACUACGCACCCAAAAAAAAAAAAAAAAGAACAAGUAAAAAUCCUUGUACGUAGUGAGAGAGAGAGAGAACCGUUGGCAAGAUUAUACAGGAAAUUUGUUCCGACUGCGAUUUUUACGCAGUUGGUCAGAUAGCGGGAUGAAGAUAGUUGAACAUUGUUUUGAAUGGAAUCCGUAUUCAUCACGGUAAAACAAAGAGCUAAAGUCAGAUUUUAUUUUAUUUUUCUUCUGCUGAGUUUUCCUUGCAUUUUGACGCAGCAGAACAAUAGCUAUAAAACAAAUCAAAGAAAUUGAUGAUCCAAAUGUGAAGUAGGACAUUAUGUUGCGCCCUGAUAAAAAAAAACAAUAUAAUUUUUUUAUAUUACAGAAAAAUGACCUUUAACUAAAUAAAGCGAUAAAAUACAAACAAAAAAGGAAAAAAACUGAAUCAUUGUUUGUUGGAUGUUAACUUAUAAAAUGAUUGGAGUCUCUUUUGUAAGGAGAUUAUUUUAUUAGACAUGUAACAUACCUUUCUCUUUGUUUCGACUCACAAUAUUUACCUUGCUAUACUUUGCUCCCUCGCGGGAUCGAAACAGUCAAUCAGCUAGUUUCUCCAUAUCUACUGUACAUUGUUUCUCGUUCAAAGAAAAUGUAAGUUAUAUAAAAAAAAAUCUGUAGAAUUUGCUAAAUCAGCGGUGUUUUAUUUUAAAUAUUUGCAUUGAAUUUCCCUCAUGCGCAUUGUUUUUUUUUCAAAUCGGUGAACCCAAAUUACAUUGGAAGAUAGAUUAUAUCUAUAUAUACAUAAUAAAAGUCAGUGCUAUAUGCAAAACGGGGAAGGUUUACACGGCAACACCUACAAAAAAACAGUAAAAUGAAAAAAUGAGUAAAAAAUCAACCAUCUGCUGAGUCGGAAAUCGAUGAUGACAUAAAAAGAACAAGCAAAAUUUAUAACAUUAACUGAAAGUAUUUGUUUAAAUAAAAAAAAUAACCAAAA